ACGGUGUAAAAAAGAUCGUUGAAUGUUUUUCUCUGUCUGUGAUUAUCCGUUCCGAAUUUAGGCUUUUGUUGUAAAAAUACAACAACCGUUACAUUGUUUCACAUAUUUUGUAUAUACCGGCAUUAUCAUUCAUUCACACCAGAUAUUUCGGUGUUACUGUAACGCAGAUUAAAACCGCAAAACAAAUUCUCGUACAAUUAAAAGAUAAACGAAAAGAAAAUAUGGAGCUGUCUUUCAAUUUAGAAUGGAAACAUUUAAAUUUACAAGUAAAGAAAAGUGAAUUUGGUUUCUGGCAAUGCAGAAGACACGUUGAAGAGAAAACCAUUUUAAACAAUGUGAGUGGUAGUUUGAAAAGUGGUCAAUUGAUUGCAAUUUUGGGUGAAAGUGGAGCUGGAAAAACGACACUAUUGGCUGGCAUUUCAUAUCGUUUUCGUGGGCCGCUCAAUGGCCAACUCUUAUUAAAUGGCACACCAAUUGAUCGCGAAACAAUGACAAAAAUAUCAUGUUUCGUACCACAAUUUGAUAUAACCAUCGAUUCAUUGACACCAAAUGAACAUUUAUAUUUCAUGGCUGAAUUGAAAUUGGAUCGAAAAUGGUCACGUUCGCGCAAAAAUCAAAGAGUCGAGUUUUUACUUCGGGAACUGGGCCUGCAAGCUGUGGCCAAUAAUAAAAUCAACUCACUUUCGGGCGGUGAACGGAAAAAAUUGAAUUUGGCCACCGAUUUGCUUACAAACCCGCCGAUUAUUUACUGUGAUGAACCAACUACAGGUUUAGAUUCGUUUGGCGCACGAAAGGUGAUCGAAGCAUUAAAGUAUUUAUCAAGCACAAGCAGUGAUAUUUCAUCAUCGCUUCAACCAUCAAAUGACAUCGAAUUGAGUUUAAGCAAACAAAAGAUCGUUCGAAUGCCACCAAAAGCAGUGAUUUGUUCGAUACAUCAACCAACGUCGGAUAUUUUUCAAUGUUUUUCGGAAAUCAUUUUGAUGCAUGGCGGUCGAUGUGUUUUUCAAGGCACCACCCAGGAUGCAUUUGAUUAUUUUGCAAGAUUGGACUUUCAUUGCCCCGCGUCGUACAAUCCAGCCGAUUUUUUCAUCAAAGUUUUGUCACAGGCUGACGGACUAGAAGUCUUAGAUAACACAAUAAAUGAUAGUAACGAAGAAAUGCCACAAUUAACCGCCAACGACUUGGUUGUUGAUAAUUUUCUUUCAAACAAAACUCAAAAUCACAAUUCAUUGUGGAUAAUACAAGUUUGGAUAUUGCUUCUUCGAAAUACGAUUGAGGCAAAAAGAAAUUCGAAAAAAUUGUUCAUAGCUCUUGUUUGUUAUUUGAUACCUUUCGUUUUAAUGGGAUUGCUGUAUUCGAAUCUAACAGGCACGAUUCAAGAAGAUGUGCAAAAUGUUCAAGGUUUAAUUUUUACGGUGACUUGUGAAAUUUUAUUUUCGACCAUGUAUCGCAUUCUAAAUUUUUAUUUGGCGGGCACGCCAUUACUGCGACGCGAGACAAACGAGCGAUUUUAUAGUUUUUCUGCAUAUUAUGUUGCGAAAGUAUUUUGUGAUAUACCAUUUCUAAGUGUUCGUCCGCUCUUUGGUCUUAUUAUCACAUACAAUUUGGCUGGUUUUACGAAAGGAAUUCUAUUUUUUAUUGAAAUGUGGGUGACACUUAUAUUUCUGGCAUUCGCAUCAAAUGCAUAUGGUUUGAUGUUGGUUGGUGUAUUUCGAUCUGUCAUUCUUGAAGUUCCCACCGUAUUUAAUCUUAUCUUUUUGUCAAUGUCGGGUGCAUAUGCCAGUUUAAGUGAUUUUCCCAUUUUAAAAUAUUCAUCACUAAUCUAUUAUGCAUACGAAGCAAUAUCGAUAUCCUUUUGGUACGACAUCAAUGAAAUUGAAUGUUCGGAUCGAUUCGAAGGACUAUGUUUGAGAAAUGGAACCGAAGUGUUGAACAAUAUAUCAUUUAAUACUCGUUUGGAUGAUGUGGUUUGGGACCUGUUUGGAUUAAUCAUUUUGGGAGUGUUGAUGCAUAUAAUGGCUUUCAUCGGCAUUCGACGUUUCAUUCACAGUGCUGGCUAUUAUUAUCAGGAAAGCAACAAAAUGAACACAGACGUAGUUUUGGAAUGGCGAAAUCUUAAUUUAAUUGUUGAAAAAAAGGAAGUUAGCAUUUUAAAAUGUCGCGUCGCACACGAGGAGAAACGCAUCUUGGAGAAUGUGAGCGGUAGUUUGAAAAGUGGACAGCUGGUGGCGAUUCUUGGUUCAAGUGGCGCUGGUAAAACCACAUUGUUAGCUAGUAUAUCGCAAAGAUUUCGUGGUCCAUUAACUGGUCGCAUUUUGAUUAAUGGCACCGAAAUCGAUCGAAAAACAAUGACGCGGGUAUCAUGUUUUGUGCCACAAUUCGAUAUAACUAUCGAUACACUGACACCAAAUGAACAUUUAUACUUUAUGGCUGAAUUAAAAUUGGAUCGAUCGUGGUCACGAUCACGCAAAAAUCAACGCAUCGAUUUACUAUUGCGUGAAUUGGGCUUGCGACACAUUGCCAAUAAUCGAAUUUCAACACUGUCCGGAGGUGAACGAAAAAAAUUGAAUUUGGUCACCGAUUUGCUUACAAACCCGCUGAUUAUUUUCUGUGAUGAGCCAACAACCGGGCUAGAUAGCUUUAAUGCGCGAAAAGUUAUCGAAGCCCUAAAAUAUUUAUCAAAUAUAAACAGUGAUAUUAACGCACAUUCACCAACACAUGAAAACGAUAUUACAAAUGGAAAUGAAUAUGGCAUGGAAUUAGCAACAACCAUAAAUUUGAACAAUCAAAUGCCGGCAAAAGCAAUUUUAUGUUCGAUACAUCAACCAACAUCGCAAAUUUUUGAAUGUUUCUCACAUAUUAUUCUGAUGUAUGCGGGACGAUGUGUAUUUCACGGUACAACUGAAGAGGCUUUCAAUCAUUUUUCCAAAUUAGGCUUUAAUUGCCCAACCUCUUACAAUCCGGCCGAUUUUUAUUUGAAAGUGUUAUCAAGCCAAUCGCAAGAGGAAGAGAGCCAGUAUCGGUCAUUUUUCCAGAAACCAAUUGAAAUCCUUCGACGAUCCAGCAACUAUAAACAACCAAAUGUUGCAAACUUUGAACGCUUUAAUGUGACAGUCUACAAAAUCAAAAGUGCAUUUUGGCUCACCCAGGUUUGGUUGCUAAUGAAACGGUCUCUCUUGAAUACUCGAAGAAGUUAUCGUGAAAUUUUCAUCGAUAUGGCCUGGUAUUUGAUUCCAUAUGUUUUUAUGGCCGGAUUGUAUCAUGAUAGUACAGGACAUACACAGAAAUCAGUUCAAGAUGUCAAUGGAUGUUUAUUUAUUAUAACGUGUGAAUUAAUUUUCACCGUAUGCUAUUCAGUGAUGAAUUUUUAUCCAACACAAUACCCGAUACUUCGACGUGAAACAAAUGAACAUUUUUACAGUUUUUCAGCUUACUACAUUGCUGAAGUGUUUAAUGUGUUGCCAGUUUGUUUUUUGCGAUCAUUCGCUGGCAUUGCCAUAACAUAUACAUGGGCUGGUUUCAAUAAUGGAUUCGGGCUUUUUUUCCGAAUUGGUUUGACCCUUAUGAUUGCAUCAUUUACAUCAAAUGCAUACGGUUUGUUGGUAUCUGGCAUCUUCAAAACGGUCUCUACGGACUUGGCGUCGGUGUCUGACUUGAUAUUUUUGUGCUUUUCGGGUGUUUAUAUGAAUUUAAAUUCAAUACGCUUCCUUCGAUAUAUUUCACCGUUUUACUAUGCAAACGAAGCAUUGGCCAUUUCAUUCUGGAGCAAUGUCACACAUAUCGAAUGUCCGCAAAAAUAUGAUGGAAAUUGCUACAAAAAUGGCACCGAAGUAUUGCAAAAUUUAUCAUAUAACACGCAUCCAAAUGACUAUCUAUUCGAUUACAUGGGACUCUUUAUCCUCGGUUUAAUUAUGCAUUUGUUUGCAUUCUUAGGUAUACGACGAAAUAUCACCAGUGUCGGCUAUUUCUAAAUCGAUCAAUGAUUAUCAAAUAAAUGAAAAUUGUUUGUUGUUGUAAAUACGAUGAAGCUGCAAAAAUACAAUUGUUCAAAAUAUUCAAAA
Messenger RNA from Contarinia nasturtii (swede midge), 4061 nucleotides. Its product is annotated as protein brown-like. Bases 222 to 3971 code for a protein of 1249 amino acids. The record is from RefSeq and is a predicted model, not a curated record. Lineage: Eukaryota; Metazoa; Arthropoda; Insecta; Diptera; Cecidomyiidae. The transcript is spliced from 14 exons. Gene Ontology annotation, molecular function: ABC-type transporter activity; ATP binding; ATP hydrolysis activity. Gene Ontology annotation, cellular component: plasma membrane.